Molecule: messenger RNA, 945 nt
Organism: Fusarium vanettenii 77-13-4
Lineage: Eukaryota; Fungi; Ascomycota; Sordariomycetes; Hypocreales; Nectriaceae
Exons: 3
Coding region: 1-945 (314 amino acids)
Source: RefSeq, a predicted model, not a curated record
AUGCCGUGGACAAUCUGGCCAGCUUUGGUCGUCCUUUGGGGAGUUUGCUGGAUGUUUUAUCCUUCUCCCGACAAGACCUUUGAUGGGACGAGUCUAGACAGCCAGCCACCUCUUGAAUACCAGCUCCGACCUGAAGAGCUCGACGACGGGUUGCUCUGGUUAGAUCUAUCCGGAGUCCAUCCCAUUUCUCAGUCUUUUGGGGAUCUCUCAUUUUCUGCUGAAUGGUGGAAUCAUGAUGCAGAGCCUUGUCCACCAACUUCAACACGCCAGCCUGGUCCGACAACUACUUUCGACCCAGAUCGAAGCACCACGAAUCCUUCCAACGCAGGUUCGGCGUCGCAGCAUGAGUUAGUGUCUGGCCCUCAAAGACAGUCUGAAAGCCAAUGGGGCGGACCGGAGAUGGACGAUGUUACCAACCACAUUGUAGCGAUGGCAUCUGAGCCCACUGCUACCAACCGACUAAAAUGCCCAGAUUGCGACAAAAUCCUUUCAAGGCAUGAUUCUCUCAGGCGCCAUCAGCAGACACAACAUAAUCGGGAGGUAGAGGAGCAUCUUUGUCCUUACAAACCGUGCAAACGGUCAAGACAAGGAUCGGGCUUCUCUCGACCUGAUGGACUCCGGCGACAUCUGAAAGCAUGCAAGUUACGGCGCAAAAGAGCUCUCACGGUGGCUUCGGAGGCUGCGAAUAGCCAGACAGACAGCGGAAACGGAACAAGGGAAGACAGUCAAGCGCGCAGUUCGAGUCAUGACACUCGCGGCACGGAAAACUGCAAUGAUGCAAACACCCAGCAGUCUUCUUCCGACAGCUUGAUAGUUGGGUUACGAAGGCGUCUUGCAGAAGCAGAAGAAGCCCGUGACAAAGCAAAACGCGAGUAUGAGGAAGCACAGAAAAGGGUGGCAAGCUACGAGAUGACAAUCGAAAUGUUGGAAAAGGAACACACAUGA